AUGAGACCAGCCGUAGUACUCUUGCCACUUCUCAUCCUUGCCCUCACUGCUCACAUACCUCGAGCCGAUGGUAAUAAGCCCCAAGGCUGGGGGCAGCACGACCCACACUCCAAUGGUGAUGGCGGGCAGAAGUCAAACAGUGGCGUUGGUCCAGUGAACAACCCACAUUGCCCAAAACCAGGGCGAGGUCCGGACCCCCAUGGUGAUGGACACAGGCCACCAAAGAAUACUGCAUGUGGUAAUGAACAAGAAUCACCAUCACAGCCUGGGACUCCCUCCGACCAAGGUAAUAGCCAGUCAUCACCACCUCCCUCCCCAACCAUGGCUCAGAGCUAUCAACCAAUCAGUCAAUCAUCGCCAUCAAUACCGGCAAGCCCUGCACCCACAGCACCUGCCUAUGAGCAACAGCCACCACCAUCACCAUUGUCUACUCCCCCAACUAUAGCUCCAAUAUAUAUCCAAGCACCUCCACCGCCAUUAACUCCUCCUACUACCACACCUCCAUCCUAUCAAGUAGAGAGUCCACCACCUUCAUCAUCAUCUUAUAGUGCACCAACCAUGCCUCCAAACUAUCAAGAUGAUAAUUCACUGCCUCCAUCAACUUUUAGUCCGCCUCAAAGUAAUAGUUCAUCACCAACAACACCUUCUAGCACACCCUCGAUCCCACCGACCUAUCAAGAUGGAACCCCGCCACCAGCACCAACCUACCAAGAAAAUAACCCACCACCUCUAUCAACUUUCAGCCCCCCAACAUACCAAAGCAAUAGUCCACCACCUAUGUCAUCUUCUAGUCCCCCUGCCACACCUUCACCAUGGCAACCAUCUCCAACAUCAACAACACCAGUGUAUCAAGAAAACUCACCGACACCUCCAUCUGCUUCUAGUUCACCAGCCAUUGCACCAAAUUUCCAAGCAGGUCUGCCAAAUACACCACCACCGAGCCCUCCUACUGCACCUCCGACAAAUCAAACUAAUAAGACUCCAGCAUAUCAAGCAAAUAACCCACCACCUCUGGUCGCCAUGACUCCACCCUAUCAAGCUAACAACCCUUUACCUCCACCACCAUCUAGUCCCCUUGUUAUGCCUCCACCUUAUCAAGAAAACAACCUACCACCUUUGUCAUACUCUAGCCCUCCUCCCAUUUCUCCAGCAUAUCAAGUUAAUAGCCCACCACCUUCUACUCCACCUUCCACACCUCCAAACUAUCAAACCAACAACCCACUGCCUUCACAACCAUCUAGUGCCCCAGCCACACCAUCUAUCUAUCCGGCAAAACCAUCACCGCCACCACCAACAUCAAGUCCCUUACCCACACCUCCACCUAAUCAAGUUGAUAUCUCACCGCCCACAACACUUUCUAAUUCUCCUUAUUAUACACCACAAAACUAUCAAACACCACCUCCAUUGUCUUCUAGUCCCUUAGCUACACCACCAACCUAUCAAACUAACAACCCUCCUCUUUCACCACCUGAUAUUACUCAUGACACACCUCCAACUUAUCAAGUUAAUACUCCACCACCUUUGUCCAAUUCUAGUCCGACAGUCAUGCCCCCGUCGUAUCAAUCGAACAAUCCACUGUCUCCCUCAACUUAUACUCCUCCUGCCACACCUCCAACUAUUCAAGUAAACAAUCCUCCAUCUCCCUCAACUUUUGGUCCCUCAUCCACACCUCCAACCUAUCAAGCUAGAAUACCACCACCUCUAUCAUCUUAUUCUACUCCUACCAUAUCUCCAACAUACCAAAUAAACAAUCUACCACCUCCACCGGCUUCUAGUACCUUAGCCACACCUCCAACCAAUCAGGUUAAUAGCUCUCCACCUCUAGCACCAUAUGUUCCUCUUGCUAGUCCUCCAACCUAUCAUGUUAAUAACCCACCACCCCCUCUACCAUUGUCUAAUCGACCAUCUGUGCCUCCACCAUAUCAAGCUAACAUCCAAACCCCACCACCAUCGAUGAGUCCUCCUCCUGCUCCUACAAAUCCACAAGGGAAUGGCCAAUCACCGCCACCGCCGCCAUCAUCUACACCCCCUACGCCUAUGUCAUAUCGGGCUCCUCCACAACCUAUUCCUCCUAAUGGUCCUCAAGAAUGGAAACAAGUUAGUAACCCCCAUGAUACCUUGUACUGGCAAAUUGGGAGAUUUAUAGUGCUUAUGCAUAGACUAGUUUACAAUAAAGAGUUUACGCUCGUCGAUGUGAUAUCAGUGAGCAUGCAACCAGCGGGUAAUGGGAACAACUACUUUGUCGUGUUUAAAGCUGCAGAUGAAAACAAGAAGGUCAGAAGAUACCAAGCGCUUGUAUGGGGUGUGCCAGGGUCAAUGGCACAACCAUGGAAAGUACUUUCGUUCCAAGAAAUAGGAGAUUAA
Messenger RNA from Miscanthus lutarioriparius, 2364 nucleotides. The record is from the annotation of a GenBank genome assembly. Lineage: Eukaryota; Viridiplantae; Streptophyta; Magnoliopsida; Poales; Poaceae.